This is a messenger RNA of Mobula hypostoma (lesser devil ray), 23091 nucleotides long. RefSeq names its product phospholipase C like 1 (gene plcl1). Lineage: Eukaryota; Metazoa; Chordata; Chondrichthyes; Myliobatiformes; Myliobatidae. The record is from RefSeq and is a predicted model, not a curated record. The coding region runs from base 607 to 3942 and encodes 1111 amino acids. The transcript is spliced from 7 exons. Gene Ontology annotation, biological process: release of sequestered calcium ion into cytosol; phosphatidylinositol-mediated signaling; lipid metabolic process. Gene Ontology annotation, molecular function: phosphatidylinositol-4,5-bisphosphate phospholipase C activity.
UUCCUUUCAUUUUGCGCAUUUUCACCUUCACGGCAAGCAAUGCAAAUUGUGUAAUCGGCGCCAUGGGAAUGGAUCCUUUUAGGUGCACAUCUCGGCAAAACACGGAUCUCUGAAGCUCUUCUGAGGAAACGUGCAAAUACCUUUUUAACGCAGCUGUAUGAACUCUUGCCGACUCCGGAGGUUAAUUGGUUACGAGACGGAGCUUGGGGAUGCUGACUGGUGGGAGGUGACGUCAAUCACAACGAGGAGAUGGAUUUUUCAAGCUCGCCUUCACGCUAACACGGGAAACGAAAAAGAACAGAAGCGGGUGGAGUACUGUCAGCUCUCAGCAGCAGAGCGGCCAAUCAGCAAACUUCAUCUAUUUAACAACUGCAAUUAAAACUAUGCAUCUAUAAAUUAUUUGCAGAUUUAAUUUGGCAUCACACCAGCUCAUGGACACAGACUCCUUUUAAAGUAGUAAGUUGCGAAGAGUGUUGUAUUUCAGUUGUGUUUUGACAGCUGGAGGUAUGGAAGUCUCGCCUAUCAGCAUUACUGCUGGAGGACUUGGUUGAGAGUAUAAAAAUUACCUGCAAGUAUUAUCUCUAUUUCUGAUAAUUUACGGACAAAAUGGCGGAAAGUCGGAAGGAGAGUGGACUUAUUAUACCCGAGGUACUCGGGGAUCCCGAAGCAGUUGGAAAUUCCCACAAAGGUUGGGGCACUGUCGAAGAAGGUGUCUUGGAAAAUGUUGGUGUAGUGACAAGCGGGAAGGAUAGCAGGAGGAGAAGGGCACUUUCAGCGGCUGGAGAUCGUUUCAGUCCUGGGGGAUCACCGUCUUUCAAAGCAGCAGCAACAGAUGUCGAAGCUUCCCUUAUCGAGGCUGCCAAAACUACACCUCGUAGGAGCAGCAUCAUUAAGGAUUCCACAAGACAGAGACAGGAGCGGAAGAAAACUGUUUCAUUCAGUAGUAUGCCUUCCGAAAGAAAAAUUAGCAGUGCCACUGACUGCAUUAGCUUCAUGCAGGCUGGCUGUGAGCUGAAGAAAGUGCGUUCAAAUACUCGCAUCUACAGUCGCUUCUUCACUUUAGAUCUUGACCUUCUGGCUUUGCGUUGGGAACCAUCCAAAAAGGACCCUGAUAAGGCUAAACUUGAUGUUUCUUUGUUUAAAGAAGUUAGAGUUGGAAAAAACACAGAGACUUUCAGAAGUUGUGCAGUUGUGGAUCAGAUUUGUGAAGACUGUUCCUUCUCAUUAAUAUAUGGGGAUAAUUAUGAGUCAUUGGACCUCGUAGCAAGUUCUGCAGAUGUCGCUAACAUCUGGGUGACAGGCUUACGGUAUAUUGCUUUACAUGGUAAGGAAGCUCUGUAUUUGAUCGAAAAUGACCAGAAUACACCAAGGACUAAGUGGCUCCAUUCUGUGUUUGAUGAGGCUGAUAUAGAUGGCAAUGGAAUUAUGUUAGAAGACACUGCAGUGAAACUGAUAAAGAAUCUCAAUCCAGGUUUGAAGGAGGCCAGAAUCAGAAUUAAAUUUAGAGAGGUACAGAAACGUAAAGAAAAGCUAACUACAAGGGUAACAAAGGAGGAGUUUUCCGAUGUCUACAGUGAUUUGUGCACUAGGCCUGAAGUAUAUUUCUUACUUGUUCAAAUAUCCAGGAAUAAAGAAUACCUAGAUGCCAAAGAUUUAAUGUUAUUUUUAGAAACAGAACAAGGAAUGAUACACGCCACAAAGGAAAUGUGUCUCGGUAUUAUAAAGAGAUACGAACCUUCGCAACAAGGUCAGCUGCAGGGUUACCUUAGUAUUGAUGGUUUUACUCGAUAUCUGUUAUCAGCAGAGUGCAGCAUAUUUGAUCCAGAACACAAUAAAGUCUGUCAGGAUAUGACUCAGCCAUUGUCCCAUUAUUAUAUCAAUGCAUCUUACAACACCUAUCUGAAAGAAAGCAAUAUUAAAGGUCCAUCUGAUGUGCAUGGAUAUGUUAAGGCCUUGAAAUUGGGCUGUAGAAGUAUUGAGCUUGAUGUGUAUAAUGGUCCAAAUAAUGAGCCAGUUGUCAGUAAACGCAACAAUGUGACCUCACCAAUCCCCUUCUGUAAUGUAAUUGAAGUGAUUAAUAAAUAUGCGUUUUUAACUUCUGAGUACCCUUUGAUUGUAUCCUUGCGAAAUCACUGCACAGUAGAACAACAAAAAGUGAUGGCUCAGAAAAUGAAAAAGACCUUUGGAGAAAAAUUAUAUACGGAGACCCCAAAUUUAGCAGACGGCUACCUCCCUGCACCAGAAAACCUGAAGGGAAAAAUUAUCUUGAAGGGAAAAAAACUAGCACCAAACAAUGAUUUAUCAGAAGGUGAUGUGACAGAUGAAGAUGAAGAAGUACUAGUUUCCAGAAGGUUGACUGAUACAUUUUUUGUUGCUAAGCGUACAAUUCGAUUGUGUAGGGAACUCUCUGAUCUGGUCACACUGUGUCAGACUGUGCGGUUCACAGAUUUUCAGUAUUCAAUGAAGAACCAGAAAUAUUGGGAAAUAUGCAACUUCAUUGAAUCUGAUGCAAGGAUAUUGGCAAAUGAAUUACCAGGAGACUUUGUGAACUACAAUAAAAAGUUUCUGUCACGUGUUUUUCCUUCUCUCUUGGGUAUAGAAUCAAGCAAUUUGAAUCCACAAGAAUUCUGGAAUUGUGGCUGUCAGUUGGUGGCCAUCAACUGCCAGAUCCCAGGCCCAAUGUUGGAUCUUAAUGUUGGCUGGUUUCGUCAGAACGGUUGCUGUGGUUACGUUUUACGGCCUGCAAUCAUGCGUGAUGAGCUGUCCUAUUUCAGUGCCAACACUGAGGGAGUGUUUCCAGGAGUCUCACCUCAGGUUCUACAUAUAAAAAUAAUCAGCGGUCAGAAAUUUCCAAAGCCUAAAGGUUCUGGUACAAAAGGAGAUGUCGUAGAUCCAUAUGUUUUUGUGGAAAUUCAUGGAAUUCCUGUGGAUUGUGCAGAAAUGAGAACCAGGACAAUCCAUCAAAAUGGAGAGAACCCUAUGUUUGAUGAAAGCUUGGAGUUUGAAAUUAAUCUUCCUGAGCUUGCAAUGGUUCGAUUUGUUGCUUUAGACGAUGACUACAUUGGGGAUGAAUUUAUUGGCCAGUACUCUAUCCCAUUUGAGUGUCUGCAGCCUGGAUAUCGACAUGUUCCUCUAUACACAUUCACUGGGGAAGAAAUUGAACUUGCUACGCUUUUUGUUCAUGUUGCAAUCACUGAUCGACGAGGUGGAGGAAAGGCUCACAGACGUGGUCAUUCAGUUAGAAAAGGGAAGAACACAAUAAAAUACACCAUGUUAAGGACUACUGGGAUUAAAAUUAUUGAUGAUACAUUCAAAGUUGCAGGCCAUCCAUUACGAGAAGCUGCAGAUAUCAGAGAAACUGUGCAGAAUGCUAUAGUCUCUCUUAAGGAAAUAUGUGGAUUAGCUCCCACUGCCAAUCUGUCUCAGUGCAUACUGACCCUGUCAUCAAGAUUAUUGAAUGGCGACAACACUUCCGUAGUAACACUCAACAUGAAGAAUGAGUAUCCCUACUUGGAGUCCAAAGGAACACUAAAUGAUGUGCAAAGGAAGGUUCUGUCAUCAUAUGAUCUGGUGAUACAGGAGUCAAAGUACCUGAUUGAUAUGGCAGAUUCUAUAUACGAGCAGAUUAUUCAGUGUCAUAAAUCAGGACUUCAGUUUCAUGAGGAUCUUCUUAAUUUAGGGAGAAAAGAGGGAUUAAAAGGAACUAAGUUAAAUAGAGCAUUUGAAAGUUUUGCGUGGAAUAUCACCGUACUGAAGGGCCAGGGAGACUUACUGAAAAAUGCUAAGAAUGAGGUGCUGGAGAACAUGAAACAGAUUCAUACUGCUUGUAUCUCAUGUGGACUGAGCAAGUCAGGAAAUGAAAGUGCAGAGAUGAGUUCCAAGCAAAGUCUUCAGGCAAUACAGGAGAAAGAAAAUCAAAAGGAGAAUCGAACAUUUACUUAGUUCCUAAACCAGUCCCAGUGGCUUGUUAUGGAGUCAAAAUUUUUGCAGUUUGGAGAUAACUCAUUUAUUUCCCUAGAUGAUACUGAACAUACUAUCAGAACCUUUAUACAGCAUUUGAAAAUGCAGCACUAGCUAUUCAAAGCACCCAGUUUUAUGGUACAUACCACAAUAAAAUAGUUCAAGGAAAAUCGUAUCAAUGUGAUAUUUCUAACAUUCCUGUAACUGCCUUUAUUCUUCUAAUUGCUACUCAUUUAAAACUAAAGAAAGCAGCACGGACUGUAAAGUCAUGAUUGGCAUGCACUUUUCUUUAUGUUUUUCUUUGAUAAAUUAUAUAGGUACCAGCUUUUAAAUACAUUUUAAUGUGAGAAAAGAAUAUUGUACUGUACAUUUAGUGUUAUGCAUCAUAAUAUUUUUCUGCUGUGAAGACUAUGAAAUAUUGCUUUAUUUUAAAAUGUUUGUUAUGUAUGUUGAGGUUUGUGUCAAAAUUGUAUUGAAACAUCAUUCUCUAUAAACAUUUGAAAAAUGGAAAAGAGUUUUGUAGUUUUGGAAAAUAUCAAUAUUAAUUCUUAACAAAGGCUUUAACCAAAACAAAACGGGAAGUUGAAUUUACUAGCCAAGCAGAACAGGGUUGUUGGCUUAUGACAGAUAACAAAUUGUAACAAUUUGCAUCCUGACAGUUAUUCAUAAUUUGUAUUAUGACAGUCAUUCUCCUGAAACGUUGAGGAAAGGGACCAUCUGCAAUGCUGUAUGUCCUUUCAAUUUAUUUUCAGGCCCCCUGGUUUCCCCUAGCAAUUUACAUACCGUGGGGCAUCAAGGUAGCCUGGCAAUUGGCGCAAUGCUGUUAUGGCUCGGGGUGUCAUAAGUUUGGAAUUCAACUUCAGUGGCGUCUACAAGGACAUUGUACUUUCUGCCUGUGACUGUGUGGCUUUCCUGCUGGUGCUUCAGUUUCCUCCCACAGUCCAAAGAUGUACUGGUUAAUAGGUCAUUGUAAAUUGCCCUGUGAUUAGGCUAGUGUUAAAUAGGUGGGUUGCUGGGUGGGGAGGCUCAUUGGGCCAGAGGGCUUGUUCUGUGCUCUAUCUCUAAAUACGUAAAUAAAUAUCCCUCAAAUGCUUAACCAGUUAGCUGCCAGAGCUAUACACAAAUAAAAAAGGACCUUAGUUUGAUUGUUGUUUGUUUCACCAAUAGCCCAUCUUACCUGCUGCCUCAGUGUGGGUAAAAUUAGCUUUGGUUUGCACUUACCAGUUACCCUUGCUGGACAUAUGGACAACAUGAUUUAUGUAUCCAGUGGUGAAAUAGCUUGCUUCUUUUCCUUGUUAAGCUCCAGAAAGUAAAUUUAAGUUUUUUGACUGAAACAUAAACAAAUUUAAGUGCAAGUCUUCAAAAGAAGAAGGAAUUCAAAAUGGAAAAUAGAUUGUAUGAUGUUAACUAAUACUAAAACAAUAUUUUGAAGGUUGCAGAAGCUGACCUUUUUACUGAUGUAUUAUAUUUCUAAAUAAAUGAUUUCUUCAAAAGGGUAAGAGUUUAUCAUGAUUAUUCAUGGUAGGAACAAUAUGGACCAUGUGGAAAUGGGAAGGCUAUCAAUUUAUAUACACUAUACAGGCAAUUCCCAUAUUACUAGGAUGGGGGGGUGGCUUGUGUUCCAUAUCAUGCUAUUUCAUAAUGCAAAGCUGCAUCAUCCGCAUGUGUCCAGAAACAUGAAUUUUUAAAAAAGUUAAUUUUUGUUUAUUUAUUUACUUUUUACAUGAGAGUGAAUUUUAUUCCAUAUUUUAAUAUUUUGGAUAGUGAUUUGUGAAUUCUGUAAAGGUGAAUUUCCAUUAUCCAAACAGUGGUAAUACAGGGGUCACUGAUACCAUAUACAUGUAAUAGGAAGCUUUUUCUUCCAUGGCUUUAUAGCUACAUUGGUAUAUUAAGCUAUUAAAGAUUGAACCAAAGCUACAAUAGGAUUUGUAGUUAUGUUUUUCCUUUAGACCAGCAUAUUCUGGUCAGUUAUUAGAAAAUGCUGGAAAUACUCAUUAAAUCAGGCCGCAUCUGUGGGAAGUGAAAAGGAAAUGAUAUUUCACAAUAAAACCUAAUUUCUUUUAUUGUCUGAAACAUUAACUCAGUUUGUUAGCUUAUUGAUACUGCCUGAUCAAUUUGGAAUUUCUGGCAUUUCAUUUUCUUAUUCCAGUUUUGGUUUGUUGUCCAAUAGAAGUCAUAGUGAAUGUCAGAUAAUAGAUUACCUUCAUAUCGAUUGUUGCUGAUGCAAUUUGUGAUGAUUUUUGUGGUCUUGAACUGCCUUCUAUAACAAAAUUAGAUACGUAAUUGUGUGUUGAAAGAUUUAGUUAAUGGUAGAUUGGAUAUGAUGUUCUGGCCCACUUAUCCAGACUGAGCUACACAGCUGAAAUGCCUUGCACUUAAUCAGAAAUACUUUGCACCUAUGCGCUUUCAUGGGUCUGAUGAAAAAUUCAGCUUGAUAGGGGGUGGGGAUCAUGGAGAAAUGAAUCUGGGAAGUUUACCUCUGCUACCUCUAGCCUGAAGGCAAAUAAAAUUAAUCCAGAUUACUCUGACCGAGAAUUUGAUGCAGUAUUUAACUGCACUCAGUCUAAAACAGCUCCCUGUUCUUGCUUGAAGGAAUGCCAUAUGAAAAAAGCCAUAAUUUCAUUAAUGGUUUACUAUUCUCUGGCAAAAGAACUAUUUUCUGAUAUCUAAGCAAUACUGACCAACUCACAUAAACCAUUUCCCUUUUAAUCAAUCUCAAUUAAACCAUCUUGGCCUUGAAUUUGGAUAUUAUGGCACUCGAUUAUUCAGAACUAAAUGACUCUGUGUUCCUGUUUAUGUGUAUCAGUUUUGGACACCCUGUGCAAAAUAAGUGUGAAUUGUGUUGUUACGAGAAGUUUGGUCUAGAAUUUCAAUUACUGAAAGUAUGACAAAUAAGCAACCCAUGUAAUCAGAGGAGAUGGAAUAGUUGUCCGUCCACCACUCCCCUUCCCACCAACCCAGGGCCCGAACAAUCGUAUCCUGUGAAGCAGUGAUUCAUUUGUAGUUCUUUCAGUUGAAUAUACUGUGUUCAUUGUUCAUGGCUUCUGCUAUGGUGGAGAAACUAAAUACAGAUCAGGUGUUCGCUUUGCAGAGCACCUGUACUCAGUUUGCAGGGACGAUCUCCAGUUUCUUGUUGCAUGCCACUUCAACUCUCACUUCCACUCCUUUUUUAACCUGUUUGUGAGACCCAAUAUGAAAUAGUAGAAAUAACUCCUCUCGAGGCAAUUUGUAACAAUUCUGGAAUGAACUCUGAAUUUUUAAGUAAACUGGUUAAUUGUUUCCCAUUAUCAUGCUAGUGUCUCUUUCUAACACAGUUCCUUUAAAAUGUCUAUCUACUGGUCAGUAUUAUGCUCCUUAUCACCUGAUCUGGUUUAAUCUCUCUUCACAUGGGCUUUUGCCCUACAACUCACUCUUUCCCCCAGCUCUGAAAACCAUCCACUCUCCCUAGUGCCAUCCUUCCUCCAGUUCUGAGAAAGGGUUACUGACCUGAAACAUUGAUUGUCUUCUCUUUCCAGAAUCAUUGCUUGAAUAACUUGAGUUCUUGCAGUCUUUCUGUUCAGUAUGAGAAUGAUGUUCAGUGGCACAUGAAGUGUUAAAUAAUCUGUAGUGCAGGGAUCUUUGGGGCAUUUGUAGCUGAAAUUGAAACUUCACUACAAAUGUGCUAUUGAAUGAAUGUGUUAGUCACUUCAUACUUCAGUUGCUGUUGCAGGGAUGAGGGAUGUCAGAACUCAGAACUCAGGGGCAGCAUGGUAGCAUAGCAGUUACUGCGAUGCAAUUACUGUAUAAGUGCCCCAGGUUCAGUUCUGCCACUGUCCAUAAGGUGUUUGUAUGUUCUUCCCGUGACUGUGUUCGUUUUCUCUGGGUGCUCUAGUUUCCUCCCAUAUUUCAAGAUAAAUGGGUUGUUAGGUUAAUUGUCCACAUGGGUGUAAUUAGGCAUUGUGGGCUCAUUAGGCAGAAAGGACCUUUACUGUGCUGUAUCUCGAAAUAAGUGUUGAGGGAGGUGCAUUGAUAUUUUCCCAGUUAUAAUCUCAGGCAGGGGUUUCAGUGUGCUGUGGUUGUUUGUGUACUGCUCCAUUUCCCAAUAACAAUAUUUUAACAUUGUGAAAGUUGGAGAGGGCAAAGAGAUCUUUGACAUUUUGAGGUCAGAAUUUAAGAUAUACACUUGUUCCUGGAGAGUUAGAUGUCAAGGUAAUUGUCUUUCUAAACUUCCAAGGCCUCUGGAUAAUUCCCAAUUGUAUGAUAAUUAUAAUCAAUACAAAUUAACAUUUGCUCCACAGCUUUUGAGUUGUCAUUGAUACUCUCUUGUUUGAGGAGAAGAAUUUCUUUUUAACAGAGAUCAUCAGACAGAGCAGGCAUCUAAAUUUACUUUGAAUGACGGCUUUCAUGCACGUGUUUCAGGAAUCCCUUAAGAACAUAGAAUUGGGAGGGUGUCAUGCAAAUGUUUGCUUGCAUGUGGCCAUGAGAAACUGUGCAAUCACAAAUCAGAGAAAAUCUGCAGAUGCUGGAAAUCGGAGCAACACACACAAAAUGCUGGAGGAACUCAGCAGGCCAGGCAGCAUCUAUGGAAAAGAGUACAGUCGACAUUUCAGGCCAAAACUCUUCGGCAGGACGGCAGAAAAUGUUCUCACACUUUGUGCCUUGUAUUUGGGGAGUGCACAUGAUUCUCUGCUUCAAUCUCUGUCGCCUGUCUUAGUAGGUAUGCUGCAAAGAGGGGUAGCUCUCGGAGGGUGAGAGAUAAUAUCUUGUUUCAUGGCUGCUCAUUCCUAUUACGCUUUGGUUAAUGUAACAGGAUGCUUACAGAAAACAGAUUAAUUCAUGGGGUAAAUGUCUAGGAAAUUCAUCUGAUGCCCUUAGACUGAUUUAAACCAGUCCAGAUUAUUUUGGCCCUAAGAAGUUCCAAUAGUACUUAACGUGACUCAUCCAGGAACAGGCCCAUCUCUUGGGCAAUUGCUUUACUCUGUAGAUACUUCUUGGUCACUGAAAUUAUUUAGCAGAUUGUUUGUUUUUCUAGAUUCCAGCAUCUGCAGUCUUCCUUAUCCAUCUCUUGGGUGCCAAAAGCUUUGCGGGAAAUGCUCCUGGUGUCCUCAGUGAGAAUUCUGGUGUCCACAUGGGCCCAAAGGUAAUAUGCAGUAUUUGUCAGAGGGGAAGGGGGGUCAUCUGUUACAUCCUCCAAAAUUCACCAUCAGAAGGCUCAGUAUUGCUUUGCAGGCUGGGGUUGUGCAAUGGGGAAAGAAAGAAAGCAGAGACAGAACAAGUAGGAUACUGAGAUAGUGUGGUGGAGAAGUUCAUGAGACUGUGGUAUUCAAAAUGUACCAGAAGACUUUGAAAUUUCCAGUCACCAAAAAGAUAGCAAUGAAGAUGCCUUUACAUCAGCUGGUUUUGAGAUUCAAUAACCAAGGUUUCAUGGUAAGGAGAUUCUGUGUGACUCAGACUCUGCAUUUCAACUGCAGGAGAUCUUACUCCCAGUCACUUCUAGAAGUAUCUGCAAGAAAUAAUGCACCAAGCUGACCAGAACAGAGAAACAGUCUUCACCAAUGAACAGACCACUCCAGUUGGCUGGUGAAUUAUUGAAAAAAUCACUUUGCUACAUUAGAAAUACUUCUCAGCAUUAAGAAAAAAAACGAAGUGUUUCCAACUCAAACAAAGGCAAAUAUAGGAGAUAAUAUAUGUUAAGAAAUAGGAGAGUAUGUAUUAAUGCCAAGACCUUAACCUUGUUGACAUGCCGAGGGAUCUUGAGGUCCAACUCCAUAGCUCUCUGAAAGUGGCUACCUGGGUUGAUAGGCAUGCUUGUCUUUAUUAGUCAAAGAGUCUAUGUUGCAGCUUUAUACUAAAACUCUAAUUAAGCCACAUCUAUAUAGCCAUAUAACCAUAUAACAAUUACAGCACGGAAACAGGCCAUCUCGGCCCUUCUAGUCCGUGCCGAACUCUUACUCUCACCUAGUCCCACCGACCUGCACUCACCCCAUAACUCUCCAUUCCUUUCCUGUCCAUAUAGUUGUCCAAUUUAACUUUAAACGACAACAUCAAACCUGCCUCAACCACUUCUGCUGGAAGCUUGUUCCACACAGCUACCACUCUCUGAGUAAAGAAGUUCCCCCUCAUGUUACCCCUAAACUUUUGCCCUUUAACUCUCAACUCAUGCCCUCUUGUUUGAAUCUCCCCCACUCUCAAUGGAAAAAGCCUAUCCACAUCAACUCUAUCUAUCCCCCUCAUAAUUUUAAAUACCUCUAUCAAGUCCCCCCUCAACCUUCUACGUUCCAAAGAAUAAAGACCCAAUUUGUUCAACCUUUCUCUGUAACUUAGGGGAUGAAACCCAGGUAACAUUCUAGUAAAUCUUCUCUGUACUCUCUCUAUUUUGUUGACAGCUUUUCUAUAAUUCGAUCUGGAGUUUUGCAUUCAGUUCUGGUCUCCCCAUUAUAGAAAUGAUGUUGAGGCUUUGGAAAGGUUGAAGAAAAGGUUUACCGUGUUGUUGCCUGGAUUAAAGGGCACAUGUAAUAAUGAGUUGAACUUGAAUUAUUUUCUCUGGAGUGGCAGAGGCUGAAGGGAGAAAUAAAAGAGGGUUACAGGGUUGUGAGAGGCAUAGAAAGAGUAGUAUCUUUUUUCCUAGGGUUGAAAUAUAUAAUACCACAGGGUAUGCAUUUAAGGUAAGAAGGUUUAAGUUCAAAGUAGAUGUGCAGGGCAAGAUUUUUUUUAUAUACUCGGUGUAGUAGGAGCCUGGAGUGUGCUGCCAAAGGUGGAGGUAGUGGUUCUUAGACAGACAGAUGGAUGUGGAAGAAAUGGAAGGAUAUGGACACUGUGUAGGCAGAAGAGAUUAGUUUAGGUGGACAUUUGAUUACUAAUUUAAAUAGUUUGCCACAGCAUUAUUGGCUGAAGGGCCUAUUCAUGUGCUGUACUAUAUAUGUUCUAUAUAUUCAUCAAUAAAUAUGCUUGUAAGGAUCUCUUAACAUAUUCAGAGGUAUCAAUCAAAUAUUAAGGUGAGACACAUAUGCGUUGGAAGCUGCAGUUGGACUGUCUACCUCAGUGCUGGCUCAAGCUGGAAGGCGUUAAUUCUCUCUCAGUAGUCACUGCAUGUCUUUUCAUAGGGAGACUCUAGACGUUGGAAUAUGGACCAACACGAAAAGCGUUGGAGGAAUUCAGUGGGUCAGGCAGCAUGUGUGGAGGGAAAUGGAUAGUCAGUGUUUCACCUGGACUUCAUUCUCAUACUGUUUAUUACCAUAUAGAGGUGCAGGAUUAAGUCCAGAGGAAUCUCUUAUCAGAGGGACCACCAAAGUGUGAGACUUAAUAAUAUUCCUUGACCUUGACAAAUAGAUGGUGGUGCAAGAACAUUUUGACACAAACAAAGUUGGUAUCCAAAUCUGAAAAAAAAAAGAAAACCGCAAGUCUCUGAACAAUCUUGCACAAUUUUACUGUCUACUUUCCAAACCUAGACUUGUCCAUAGAUUUGCUUCUGACCGCAUCAUUAAACUUAAAAGGUUCAAAGGAAGAGUCAAAAUGAAGGCUGUCCAUUUCAUCAAAGCGUGACAACUUCCCAUUUGUUGGUGAUGCUUAGUAUGAAUUUAUAUAUGUGACCAGAAUAAGUACAACUGGGAAGAGAUAUUGGAUAGAUAUGUACUCAAUGUAAGUAAUAUUUGAUCUAGUUUUGGCUGAUUACCUGGCCAUCAGAUGCAAUUGUCUCUAAAACUCCAGAUCAAUAUUGUCUAGGAAAGGCCUGGAGUAUGAUCUUUGAGAAGCAUUAGAAAGACCGUGAAAUAAUAGGGCAAGGAAGAAAAUCCACAGGCUCAUAUAAUAAAAAAAUAAGAGCUGCUUACAACUGACCACCUUGCCAGCAUAUGUCAGACAAUUCACCCUAUCUCUGCUCUAGUUCAACCUGGUUGCUGAAGUGGAUAUUACAGUCCUUCAGAUAUUUUCACACAUUAAACAGGGGUUGCUUUUUAUGCUUAUCUUUUAUGCAUAAAGGUUAUCCAAGCAAAGUCUAUGACACUGUGCAGUGCAUUAUCUUCCUAAAGAAUCCUUAUUCAUUCCAACAAUUGAUUGAAGUAUGUAGGCUGAAAUAAAUUAGAGAAACAAAUUUAAAUAACACAAAUCUCACAACAUUGAAGUUUGUAUAGAUUACAUUAUGGUGGACAGUUUCAGCAUUGGCACUAGCCUCCCCAGCAUCCAGGACAUCUGCAAGAAGCGAUGCCUCAAAUAGGCAGCAUCCAUUAUUAAGGACCUCCAUCACACAGGACAUACCCUCUUCUCAUUGCUACCAUCAGGGAGGAGGUACAAGAACCUGAAGGCACACACUGAACAAUUCAGGAACAGCUUUUUCCCCUCUGCCAUCAGAUUUCUGAAUUGACAUUGAACUCAUGAACACCACCUCACUACUUUUUUUGCACUACUUAUUUAAUUUAACUUUAUAUACUUCUUACUGUAAUUCACAAUUUUUAAUAUUAUGUACUGCAGUAUACUGCUGCCACAUAUAACAAAUACCACGACAUAUACCAGUGAUAUUAACCUGAUUCUGAUCAACUGUCCACCCGCGUCCUCCUUUUACAGCCUCUUUGUUGAUUCUGCCACUUCUCGGUACUGCUUUUCCAUGUCUGCGGUGAAGCACGUCCUCUUUCAAUAGUCACACUGGCUGAAUUUGAACAGCUCCACAGCACUCCUACUGAUGAUCCACUGCCGUUACCUGGCAGUAGUCUGAAGUUGCUGGUUGUGGGCCAGUAACUGAGUUUAUUCAAUGCCACAGAAUCUGUAGUAGGAAUAGAGCUGCUGAGAUAUUGAGGGUUGAGAGCAUCUUGGGGAAGGACCACAGUGCAAGGUCUUCUCCUACUGGAGAGGGAGGGUUGAGGUUGGAGAAAGAAGCCCCUCAAUUAUUAUGGUAGCGGUAUACCACCCCAGAAUACCACAUUAGUGGCAGCAGUGCUCUUGAUGUGUAUAAAUGCAAUAGAACAGUACAGAAAGCUUGACUGUGAAUCUAAAGAAUGAAAAGGCAUUGGAUAGUUUAUUCUUGUAAUUUUUUUUAUUAUGAAUAAGGUUUACUUUGUUAAAUAAAAAAGCACCUUAGAACUUGCAAACAGUCAAUCAAACCCUCCCUGAACUGGGUGUCCGAUAGACCCUGAAGUUUUUGUGAUCUCGAUUACUCAGCUGUCAUUACAUCUUCCAAACACAUGCCAACUGAUAAGCGCAAUCAACUCAUGCACUGUUUUUUUGGAUGGGAAGAGAAUUUUCCCAUUGAUGUCUUCUCUACUUGGCUACUUGGACACGUAUUCUAUGCUCAGGUGUCACUCUGACCUCUGGUUUAAGAGAUCUGAUAGAUCAAGACAUGAAGACUUAAAGAAGACAUUAGAUGGCCUCUGCAUGUGCACUACUGGAAGGAGUAACCUGUUUCAUCAGAUCUUUCCAGAUUAACUUCUUAUUACCUACCUCACAGAAGCGGGCCAGUCAGCUUAUCAACUCCAUGUUAGCAUUCAGAAGAACAAAGCCACAUAUUCAUUAUCCCUCCAAUCUCCCUUUAAUCAAUCAAAUUUUCCUUCCUAACAUGCUCAUCAGCACUUUUUGUAUUCUUUUGACACUUAUCCACACUGUGCUGGGAAGUGCAACAGCAGUGUUGUCUGGGAUUGAUACAAGCAAGCCUGGGUUCACGGAAAACCAUGUGAAUUUUAGCCAUUUUGUCUCUUACCACUUGGAUGAAGGCCCAGGUGCUUCCAGUCUCCAUGGGACAUUCAACCUGUUUCUUCAUCCUGCCGAGCUUUAGGUCUGGAGGAGUCCCCUUCAGUUUCCAGGACAUGCACCUGUUAUAGGCUGCAAAACAAAAAUUAACAUUAGUACUGAAAUAAGAUGAUUUCCAUGGUAUCGAGGACAGCAUAUUCAGUGGUCAAGAAUGUUGAUGUGGAGACAAGCAUUUGAAUCCUCCCAAGACAACUGGGGAAAUUAGAUUCAAGAAAUAUAUAGUAUAAGUAACACUGACCGUGAAAUUGUUAGAUUGUUUCUAUUCAGUGUACUAUUUUCCUUCAUGGUAAGAAAUAUGUCUUCAAUCAAUCAAACCACACAUUUUAAUUCCACAUCCCAUUCCCAUUCUGACAUGUCUAUCCACAGCCUCCUCUACCGUAAAGAUGAAGCCACACUCAGGUUGGAGGAACAACACCUUAUAACAGUGAAACCUCCACAUGACUCCAUACCCAUCAAUACCUCCUCUACUCAAUAAAGCAGCCACUGAGUGUAUGUUCAUAGUCUUCUGCUGCUGUAGUCUAUCAAGGUUCAAUAUCUUGUGCACUUAGAGAUGCUCUUCUGCACACCAUUGUUGUAACAUGAGGUUAUCUGAGGUACAGUUGCCUUCCAGUCAGCUUAAACCAGUCCAGCCAUUCUCCUUUGACCUCUCUCAUUAAUAGGGCGUUUUCACCCACAGAACUGCCACUUACUGGAUUUUUGUUUUUGUUUUUUGCACCAUUCUCUGUAAACUGUAGGAGUAUUGUGCAUGAAAAUCCCAGGAGAUUAGAUUAGAUUAGAUUAGAUUAGAUUAUGAGAACACUCAGUCCUUGUUUAUUGUCAUUUAGACAUGCAUGCAUUAAAAAAUGAUACAAUGUUCCUCCAGAGUGAUAUCACAGAAACACAGGACAAACCAAGACUAAAACUGACAAAACCACAUAAUUAUAACAUAUAGUUACAACAGUGCAAAGCAAUACCAUAAUUUGAUAAAGAGCAGACCGUGGGCACGGUUAAAAAAAAAGUCUCAAAGUCCUGAUAGCCCAUCAUCUCACGCAGACGGUAGAAGGGAGAAACUCUCCCUGCCAUGAAGCUCCAAGUGCCGCCAACUUGCCGAUGCAGCACCAUUGGAAGCACCUGACCACAGCGGACUCUGAGUCCAUCCGAAAACUUCGAGCCUCCGACCAGCCCUCCGACACUGAGCACCAAGCGCCAUCCUCUGCUGAGCGCUUCGACCCAGCCCCGGUCACUGAGCAACAAGCAAAGCCGAGGACUCGGGGCCUUCCCCUCCGGAGUUUCUGGAUCACACAGUAGCAGCAGCAGCAAAGCAGGCAUUUCAGAAGUUUCACCAAAUGUUCCUCCGUGCUCUCACGUCUGCCUCCAUCAAAUCAGGAUUGUGCACGGCACCCUACUUGAUAGAUAACAGACAUCACCACCCCAGUGGCUGCUGUGAACUGCGUCGCGCCGCAGCAGUUUCUGAGAUACUCAAACCACCCCAUCUGGCACUAACAAUUAUUCCAUGGUCAAUGUCCUUAGAUCACUUUUCUUGCACAUUCUGAUGUCUGGUCCGAACAACAAAUGAAUCUUUUAUUCUUCUACUGAAGUUUAAUGAUGGUUGGCAGACCAAAAUAAGAUGCAUUAUGACUAUCUACUGAGCACGAGUAUGGAACAAAGAGACAGGUUGUAUACCAACUCAACUCCACUCCCUCCCCCCCAAAAAAACCUCAAAUAAUAUCAAGGUCUAAUGCUUUUCAGAAAGUGAAAUAUGCAUUUAUAUACAUUACAAUGGCAGUGAUAUCCUAACAAACUUUCCAUCCAAAGAUCUCAAUUUAGCAAUCAGAUGUUUCCUUUGCAACUCAUAGGAACUGCAUUUGAACAAUAUAUGCUGCACCGUUUCUUGACAAGUGUAUUCCCUACAAAUGUCCAUAUUAUGCAUAUUAAUUCUGAACAAGGAAUCAUUCAAUCUAAUAUGUCCAAUAUGUAAACAUGUGAAUGUAAUUUAUUUCCUCCUUUUAUACCUAUCUCCCAAUUGAGUUCCCACCAUCCUCUGAAUUUGUUAUAAAUGCUAUCCUUUCUUUUCUUUGUCCUAACUUUGUUGCCACAGUGACCGAAUAGAUAUUUUAAUUAUGGCUUUCAUCUCCCCUUAAGCAAAUGCACUAUUACAUUUAUAUCUUUGAUUUUAAGUGAUCGUUUGGCUAGAAUGUCUGCCACCUUGUUUCCUUAAACCCCAACUUGGGCAGCGACCCGUAAGAAGCCUAGACACUGCAGCCUCAGCAGAUGUUGUCCAGUCUCAAGAAUGUCUGACCUUCAAUUUGAAGUACCUGUUUCAAUAUAUAUCAAAACAGACAACGAAUGAAUCAGAGCACGGGAAGUACAUAAUCAGGGUGCAUUGCUUCAAACCAUUCCAAGGCUAAAAUGAUGGCAACCAUCUCUGGCAUGAAUACUGAUACUUUGUCUGAUAAUCUUCAGAAUCUGAAUCAGGUUUAAUAUCACUGGCAUAUGUUGUGAAAUUUGUUAACCUUGUGGCAGCAGUACAAAGCAAUACAAGAUAAAUAUAGAAAAAAACUGAAAUACGGUAAUUAUAUAUGUAUAUUAAAUAGAUAAGUUAAAAUUAAGUAGUGCAAAAACAGAAAUUUUAAAAAAGUAUUGAGGCAGUGUUCAUGGGUUAUAAAAAUUAAUUACCUGUACUUUACUAUUCUUUUCUGAAAUUUCAUCCACAAUUGACUCAUUUUCAACUCCAUAAAUCGAUGCGCUAUCCAACUUUUAAAAAGGUAGCCAUUCCUCCAUUACCCAUUUUCUAAUUGUGUCUUAUAUAUCAACAUAACUUUGAAUUUUAAAACUUAGAUGAUUUCAACCACGUUUCUGGUACUCAUAUAACAUCAUAACAUUAGGCUUCUUUAGUAAAUUUUCAAUAAAUUUUAAAAAUUCUUGACCAUUAGCUAAUAGGCUUCCAGCAUUCCAUUGUAAGAUUAGAAAAAAACAUUAGCAGCACUCCUUUGAAGUCUGAACAUUAUUUACUUUCUUGUAAGGUAUCAUUAAUCGCUUCUUUUGUCUCUAGAUUUCUUUUCAGGUUUAAUAUAAUUUUAAUUUUUUCUGUCCUAUUUUUAGUUAUCCUUUGUUAUACAAUCAUGCACUUCACACACAGUCUUUAAUCCACUGGGGGGAGGGGGAAUUAAACUAGAGUUACAGGGGGUUGGCAACCAGAGUGCUAGAACAGAUAGUGGAGAGGUUGUGGAAGCAGAUAUUGUUAAGAUGUCAGGUAAAGUCAGGAAUCAAAAGGUUGGGCAUGGUGUGACUAAUAUAUUCCACUGCACAAAGUAUUGUAGGAAAGGCAGAUGAGCUGAGGGCAUGGAUCAACACAUGGAAUUAUGAUAUUAGAGCCAUUAGUGAGACUUGGUUGCAGGAGGGGCAGGACUGGGAGCUCAGUAUUCUGAAUUUCCGUUGUCUUAGACAUGAUAGAGCUGGAGGGAUUAAAGGGGGUGGGGUGGCGACAUUAGUUAGGGAAAAUGUCAUGACAGUGCUCAGUCAGGACUUGUCUAGUGGGUGUAUUGGGUGGAACUAUGGAAUAAGAAAGGUAUGACCACGUUAAUGGGGCUAUAUUAUAGACUAUCCAACAGUCUGCAUGAUUUAGAGGAACAAAUUUGUAGAGAGAACGCAGACUUUUGUAAGAAGCAUAAGGUUGUAAUAAUAGGUGAUUUUAACUUUCUACAUAUUGACUGGGACUCCCAUACUCUAAAAGGACUAAAUGGGAUAGAACUUGUGAAAUAUGUUCAGGAAAGUUUCCUUCAUCAGUACAUAGAAGUCCCAAUGGGAGAGCAUAUGAUACUGGUUCUGCUUUUGGGGAAUGAGACAGGCAGGUGACAUGGGUUUGAGUAGGGGAACACUUUGCAUCCAGUGAUGACAAUGCCAUUAUUCUCAAAGUACAUAUGUGAAAAAAAAUAGGUCUGGCCCCGUGGGUUGAGAUUCUAAAUUGGAGAAAGGCCAAUUUUGAUGGUAUCAGAAAUGAUCUGGCAAGUGUGGAUUAGGGCAGCCUAUUUCUGGCAAAGGGUGUACUUGGUAAAUGGGAUGCCUUCAGAAGUGAAAUUUUGUGAGUGGAAAGCCUGUAUGUACCUGUCAGAAUAAAAGGUGAAGGUAACAAGUGUAGGGAACCCUGGUUUUCAAGAGAUAUUGAAGCCCUGGUUAAGUAAUAAAAGCGGGGUGCAUAGCAGGUAUAGGCAGGUAGGAACAAAUAAGGUACAUAUGGAAUAUAAGAAACGCAAGAGACUUUCAAAAAGAAAUCAGGAGGGCCAAAAGAAAGCGUGAGGUUGCCCUAGCAGACAAGAUGAAAAGAAUGCUAAGGGAUUCUACAGAUAUGUUAAGAGCAAAAGGAUAGCAAGGGUCAAAACUGGCCCUCUGGAACAUCAGGAUGGUAAUCUAUGCAUGAAGUCAAAGGAAAUGGGGGAGAUCUUAAAUUUUUUUUUUGCAUCUGUAUUUACUCAGGAGAUAGAUACAAAGUCUAUAGAAGACAGGCAAAACAGCAUCGACUUCAUGGACCCCAUACAGAGUACAGAGGAGGAGGUGUGUGCGGUCUUGAGGCAAAUUCGGGUGAAUCCCCAAGGCCUGAAAAGAUGCUCCCUCAGACCCUGUGGGAGGCAAGUGCAGAAACUGUAGGGGCUCCAGCCGAGAUUUUUAAAUCAUCCUUAGUGACAGGUGAGGUACUGGAGGAUUGGAUGAUAGCUCAUGUUGUUCUGAUGUUUAAGAAAGCCUUUAAAAAUAAACUAGGAGGUUAUAGGCUGGUGAGCCUUACAUCAGUCUUGGGAAAGUUAUUGGAAAGUAUUCUAAGGGACUGGAUACAUGUGUAUUUGAAUAGUCAGCAUGGCUUUGUGCAUGGUAGGUCAUGUCUAACCAAUUUUAUAGUGCUUUUUGAUAAAGUUACCAGGAAAGUUGAUAAAAGCAAGGCAGUGGAUGUUGUCUAUGUGGUCUUUCGCAAGGCAUUUGACAAGGUCCCACGUGGGAGGUUGGUCAGGAAUAUUCAUUCACUCAGCAUUCAAGACGAGGUAGUAAAUUGGAUUUUGUGUUUAUGGGAGAAGUCAAAGAGUGGUAGUAGAUGGUUGCCUUUCUGACUGGAAGCCUGUGUCUAGUGGUAUGUCACAGGGAUCAGUGUUGGUUCCAUUGCUGUUUGUCAUCUGUAUCAAUGAUCUGGAUGAUAAUAUGGUAAACUGGAUCAGCAAAUUUGCGGAUGACGCCAGGUUUAGGGAAUUAGUGGAUAGUGAGGAAGUGAAAAAUGGUAGAUAGAGUUUCAUGUAGGUAAGUGUGAGUUGUUACAGGACCAACCAGGGUAGUUCUUACACAGUGAACGUAGGGCACUGAAGAGUGCUGUAGAGCAAGGAGAUCUGCGAAUAAAGGUCCACAAUCUAUUGAAAGUGGCAUCACAGGUAGGUAGGGUUGUAAAGAAAGCUUUUGUCACAUUGACCUUCAUAAAUUGAAGUAUAGAGUACAGGAGAUGGGAUGCCAUGUUAACAAAAGAGAAAUAAGUUGAUGCUGUGUACUUGGAUUUUCAGAAGGCUUUUGAAAAGAUGCCACACAUGAGGCUACUUAACAAGCUAUGUGCUCAUGGUAUUAUAGGAAAGAUUCUAGCAUGGAUAAAGCAGUGGCUGAUUGACAGGAAACAAAGAGUGGGAAUAAAGGGAGCCUUUUCUGGUUGGAUGCUGGUGACUACUGGUGUUCCACAGGGAUCUAUGUUGGGAUCAAUUCUUCUAACAUUAUAUGUCAAUGAUUUGGAUGAGUGAAUUGAUGGCUUUGUUGCAAAGUUUGCAGAGAAUAUGAAGAUAAGUGGAAAGGCAGGUAGUUUUGAGGAAACAGACUGUGCAAAGAAAUGGCAGAUGGAGUACAGUGUCUAGAAACAUAUGGUCAUGCACUUUGGUAGAAGAAAUGGAAGGGUUGAAUAUUUUCUAAAUGGAGAGAAAAUACAAAAAAAAAACUGAGGCACAAAGGGAUUUGGGGAUCCUUGUGCAGGAUUUCCUAAAGGUUAAUUUGCAGGUUGAGCCUGUGGUGAGGAAGGCAAAUGCAAUGUUAGCAUUCAUUUCAAGUGGACUAGAAUAUAAAAGCAAGGAUGGAAUGUUGGGAUUUUAUAAACCACUGGUGAGGCCUCACUUGGAGUAUUGUGAGUAAGAUUACGCCCCUUAUCAUUGAAAGGAUGUGCUGAAACUGGAGAGAGUUCAAAAGAGGGUUACAAAAAUGAUUCCAGGAUUGAAUGGCUUGUCAUAUCAAGAGCGUUUGAUGGCUCUGUGCCUGGCAUUGUCCCCAGAAGAAUGAGGGGAGACCACAUUGAAAGCUAUUGAAUGGUGAAAAGCCUUGAAAGUGGAUGUGGAGAGGAUGUUUCCUAUGAAGGGAGAGUCUAAGACCAGAGGACAUGGCCUCAGAAUAGAGGGGCAUCCUUUUAGAAUGGAGAUGGGGAGCAAUUUCUUCAGCCAGAGUGGUGAAUCUGUAGAAUUCUUUGACACAGGCAGCUAUGGAGGCUAAGAAUUUAUGUAUAUUUAAGGCAGAGGUUGAUAGAUUUUUGAUUAGUCAGGGCAUGAAGGGAUAUAGGGAGAAACAGGAGAUUGGGGCUGAGGGGAAAAUUGAAUUAGCCAUAAUGAAAUGGUGGAGCAGUCUUGAUGAGCCAAGUGGCCUAAUUCUGAUCCUACAUCUUAUGGUCUUAUGGUUUUAAAGUUCUGUCUGUCUGUAUCUUGUUUUAUGGCGGUUGGCAUCCAGCUUAAUGGUGCAUUACUGCCACCCUCUGCUCCAGAAUGUGCACUAGACAUACAUUCUAAAUCCCUUCACCCAAUCACACACACACACAAACCUACACUUCACCCUCCCAUCUUUGACCAUCCUAGUAUCCUAUUCCUGUUUAUUCGUCAUAUUCUAUAAAAAACCCUUGUACCCCUUAAAAACGCUAAAAAUACCCGGACUUGUGCUCUCUCACCCAUGCCCAGCAACCCUUUUAAUGUGAAUUCCUGCAUCCCCAACUCCCUUAAUUUAUUUCUCAUCAUCUCUCUCUGUAUCCCAUACUUCCUGCAACACAAAACUACAUGUUCUACUGACUCCUCUUCCUGACAUUCCUCACACAAUCCUGUCUGGUGUUUCCCUAUCAUUUUCAAUGUUUUGUUUAAUGCACAGUGCCCCAGCCUUAACCUAGUCCACACAAUUUCCUCUCUUCUGUUUCCAUUACCUACCCUAGUAACUGCAACACUCUUUUGUAUUUGAUAUAAAUGCCUCCCUUUCCCCUCCCUGUCCCAUCUUUCUUGCCACAUUCGGUUGACUUUUUCCCAGAUUACACACUUAACCUCUGCUUUACUGAUACUAAUGUGCAUUUCCACAUUUUCUUUCUUUAACGCCCUCUUUGCCAACUCAUCCACCCUCUCAUUCCCCUUCACCCCUACAUGUGCUGGAACCCAUAGAAAUUUUACCUGACCUCCCAGAUUUGCAAUUCUUGUAACUAACUGAAGGACUUCAUAAAGUACAUCUUGCCGACUGUUUGCGUGAAAAGACCUUAAGCUUGCUAGAACUGAGGAUGAAUCUGAACAUAUCAAUGCUUUGGCUUGUCUGGCUUUCUGCACCCAUUGCAACGCAACCAACACUGCCAGCAUCUCCACUGUAAACACCCCUAACUUAUUAGAUGUUCUUCUGCUGAUUCCAAUUUCUUUUGCUGGUAUUACCACCCCAAACCCUGUCACUUCUGUUUCAGGUUCCUUCGCACCUGGUUUUAAAGUUUAGAAUCCCAAGUUCUUUUAAUUUCUUGUCAUAACACACAUUUUUCUAAUUAGGAAUUAACUGGGCAGCUCUGAUCAGCUGUUUUCUGUCUCCAUAUUACCCAGUUUAAGAGGAUACAGGCUUCACUAGUGCUGAAAUGUUUUUGAUUGAUUAAAGCCAAUGUUUUAGUUGGCAUUUGAGUAGCAUUGAUGUAAUGUCUUGAUGUAAUAGUGGCUCAGAUUUUGCUGGGGUUUGCCAGCAUUUAGCCCUGUGAGAUGCAAAGAAGUUCAAGACUCCCAUGUACUAGCCAGGAUCUUCCAGCCAUUUCCCAACUCUACUUCUCUGCUGCAUGCAGACUGUAGACCCUGCUCUGGGAUACUGGGACAGGUUUGAUACGGGAAGUACCCAUGAGCCUAUUCACUUCAGUGGAGAAUUUAUAUUUGAAAGGUAUGAAGGGAAGCAUGAAGUAAGUUAAAUCGCCUAAAUAUUUGUUUGUGAUAGUGUUUUAUUUUAAUGUUAUCAGGUGAUUUUAAUGAAAAUAGUAUUUGUGGAUAACAUCAGCUAAGAACUAUUACCAGAGUAAUUUGUAUUGAAAGUAACAGGCUUGUGACAACAUUUCUCCAUUGGUGACUUGUGACAACAUUUCGUCUUGAGGCAGAAGUGGGGAAGGCAACUCAGAAUGCUAGGGACUGCAGCUGGCCCUUGUGCACCCUUGAAAAACUUCUAACAGAUGUAGGGAAAUUUGGUCCCAUCCGCAGCCAGCUGGGCAGUGUAAUACUGUGACAUUGGAAGGAAGGACGGAUCGAACAGAACUCAGGGUGCUCAGGAAUUUGGUGGUGCUGGAUAUGUAGAAUUUGCAGACUUACAACAGAUGAGAACUAAAUCUAUUUAGUUUCUUUUAAUUAGCGCUGUAUAUAGGAACCAAAAGAAGAACACUGUAGAAGCUGGAAAUCUGAGAAUAAGAACAGAAAAUGCUGGAAAUACUCAGAUAUCAUCUGUUGUGAGAGAAACACAAUAAAUGAAAGGUUACUGACCCAAAACAUUCUCCAGAAAUGCUGCCCAACUGAAUGACUUUUCUAACUAGUGUUCUCUGUUUUAUUUCUCUCCAUAAUAACUUUGUGGUUCACAAUCAGAAUACAGAAAAUUUGGUAAUCUGCCUUUAGUCGAAUUGAUGACUGAACUGUUGCAGGUGACUAGGAUUGAUUUUAUGCAUUUAAUUUGUAUGUAGUGUUUCUCACACAUAUCUACCUUUUUCCUGAGAAAUUAUCCUGGGUUUAUUUUGCAAAGUUGUGAUAUUUUUGUAAUGAUAAAUUGUAUUUUUCUGUAAUCUUUAAAGAGAUGCUAAUUUCUUAGCACAAUUUUUACUUUACAACAGACCAGAGCAGGAGCACAUGCCUCCUAAUCUCCACCUUAACUUGUGCUUUAGCUAUGUAAACAAGAUAUUUUCAAGUAAUUUUAACUACAUUUCUUUGUUAUGCCUGUGGAUGAUAAUGUAAACCAGUGCAAUUCUUCAUCUUACCAUAAACAUACAUCAAUUUAUUGCCAACAAGGGGAUCUGUGAAAUGCUGUCCUUUAAGGUUAGCUGGUUGCUGGUGUUUAUUCAACAUUGGAUACACACCCUUAAUACAUCUCCCUGAGCCUCCUUCUUACUCUGUUUUAUUUUACAAGGGGUGAUUGAUAAGUUCGCAGCUUAAGGUAGAAGGAGUCAAUUUUAGAAAACCUAGCAUAUUU